AUGUUAACCACUAUCUUCGUCUUCUCCUCCAUCGUCGCCUGCUCGGCGAGCAUCCCUGACAUGGGCCCAUGUGAUGUCCCCAUAUGUACGCAGUACGACUUUGACUUUGAUAUGUUCCACAGAGAGAACGGGGGCUGCUGGCAUGUGGCUUAUGGACCUGACACAAGUUUCAACCGAAACCUCAGUUCUAUGACCAUAAAUAUCGAUCCAAUUGGGAACGGCCAAUAUAGGGACAUAAUUACAUACUUAACGAAGGACGGAAAGAGCGGUCUGUUGGCGGAAGAGGUUAUAACCAACAAUGGUCACGGGGUCUGCACCGCUACAACAACAGACAAAGAAGUAUACACAAUUAACUUCCUUCAUUAUGACCCAGGAAAAUUUUGCUUUUACUACAUCUGCAGUUCAGAAGGAAAUGACUACAAGAUAGACUACAGAUACGUCUUGGCCCAUAGACUCCUGACAGCAGAUGAAAAAUCAGCUGUCUACGCUAUUGACAAAGAGUAUGACUUCCAAGGUGAACUAAUACCAUUAUGAAAUAUCUAACCAGAAAGAUUACAUUUAAAAACUACAACAUGUAUAACUAAUAAAUUUAAUUUAUGAUAGUG
This is a messenger RNA of Macrosteles quadrilineatus (aster leafhopper), 605 nucleotides long. RefSeq lists its product as uncharacterized. The transcript has 5 exons. Bases 1 to 534 code for a protein of 177 amino acids. Lineage: Eukaryota; Metazoa; Arthropoda; Insecta; Hemiptera; Cicadellidae. The record is from RefSeq and is a predicted model, not a curated record.